AUGGAUCGAAUAUCACAGCAGAACUCUUCCGAAAACGACCAAGUCACUGUGCAAACUUCUUCUCUAGCCAAGAAAGCCGCGGAAGGAUUAGCAGGACUUUAUGAUUCUGAUGGUGAAGAUACGCAGGAGAAGGAGGGAGGUUUAGAUGCAACUUUCCUUGUCCGGAAUAAACCCGCCGAAGUCGAGAAAUAUGUCAUCCACUUGAGGAAGCAGCUUCUUGAAGGUGAAGGUGAAACUUUAGUGGAGCUUGGAAUUCCUAUAGGAAGUACAGGAAGAGGGUCGGGAUUGACUGAUGAGGAGUUAGCAAAAGCCGUGGCUAAUCAUAACGAAAUUCUGAAGACUGUACCGGCUAUUGGAACGAAAUAUGAAACUAGACAGAAUGGAAAGAAGUUCACUGAAGUUUGGCUUGUUAGAGAUCCUAUGAAUGAAGACGAUUUUAUUGAAGUAAGGGUGGCUGUAGUUGGAAAUGUAGAUGCUGGAAAAUCUACUCUUCUUGGAGUGUUAACGCAUAGCUCCCUUGACGACGGACGUGGUUUGGCUAGAACAAAGCUGUUCAGACAUAAACACGAGUUCGAAUCUGGGAGAACUUCCUCUGUAGGAAAUGAUAUUCUAGGUUUUGACGUUCAAGGAAAUGUAGUUAAUAAGCCUGAUCCCCAUAACCACAAUUUGGAUUGGGUACAAAUCAGUAGAGAUAGUAGCAAGCUUAUCACUUUCAUUGAUUUGGCUGGACAUGAAAAAUAUCUGAAAACAACCAUUUUUGGAAUGACCGGCCAUAUGCCGGAUUAUACAAUGCUGAUGGUUGGAGCAAAUAUGGGAAUAAUUGGAACAACCAAAGAACAUCUUUCUCUUGCGCUGUCGUUAUCUGUUCCAGUUUUCAUCGUGGUCACCAAAAUAGAUAUGUGCCCACCUCAGAUCUUGGAGGAGACUAUGAAGAACAUUGGAAGAUUAGUGAAAAGUGCCGGUGCUCGUAAAAUUCCUGUGAUGGUUCGUAAUACUAACGAUGUCAUCCACGCAGCCGUCAAUUUCCCCAGCAAAAGAGUUUGCCCAAUUUUCCAAGUUUCCAAUGUUGAGGGAACAAAUCUCGGACUAUUACGCCAAUUCCUGAACAUAGUUCCAUUGAGGCGUACAUUAAACGAGAACGAUCCUGCUCAUUUCCAGAUAGAUGAUGUGUAUUGGGUUGAAGGUGUUGGAACAGUAGUGAGUGGAACUGUGUUAGCUGGAACAGUUCGUGUUAAUGAUACUCUUCUUCUAGGCCCUAACUCGAUUGGAGAAUUCGUACCUCUACCAGUGAAGUCUAUUCACAGAAAGAGGAUGCCUGUGACCUCUGUACGUUGUGGUCAAACUGCAUCGUUUGCUUUAAGGAAAAUCACUAAGCGUGAAGUAAGAAAGGGAAUGGUGAUGGUUGAUCCCAAGUUGGAGCCAAUGGCAAGUAUGUCUUUCGAGGCUGAGGUUCUGAUCCUACAUCAUCCAACUACUAUAAAGCCUAAUUAUCAAGCCAUGUUGCACAUUGGUUCUAUUCGCCAAACUGCUACUCUAGUGAGCCUGGGAAAGCAAGAAGUUCUCCGUACUGGUGAUCGUGACAAAGUGAUGUUUAAAUUCAUAAGAUUCCCUGAGUAUAUAAGACCAGGAACUCGAAUGGUCUUCCGUGAGGGUCGCACUAAAGCUGUUGGUACAGUUGUGAAUGUUAUUCCACAAGCCACUCUAGCACAACAGAGAGCAAAAAUAAAGGACAAAACCAACAGACCAUUUGCAAAACGAGGGCCAAAACCACCUAACGGAAAGCCGAAAGAUAAGAAAGAAGGCGAGCAAUCCGUUCAGGAUAAAUGA
This is a messenger RNA of Auanema sp. JU1783, 1827 nucleotides long. NCBI's taxonomy places the organism in Eukaryota, Metazoa, Nematoda, Chromadorea, Rhabditida, Rhabditidae. The record is from the annotation of a GenBank genome assembly.